AUGCACUCCUCAUCAUCAUCUCGCGACGCUCAAAGCUUCAUAGAUAGAAACUCCAGCUCCACGUCUCUUGCGACCGGAAAGGCGUCAGCUGCCCCACCGAAACUCUCGACUCGAGAAAAUGACCUCGAAUUAAAGGACAUCAGGCCAAGCGAUGCCAACGGCGGCACUACCCACCCAAACCCAUCCAUCCCUGUUGAGGAGGAUAUCAUGCAACUGGCCAGGCUGGGAGAAAUCGGGACAAUACAAAAGUUAUUCGAAAAGGGAAAAUACGAUGCCAAAUAUAAAGAUGAAGAGGGUAUUACACCGUUGCAUUGGGCCGCAAUAAACAAUCAGUAUGCCCUUUGCAAGUUCUUGCUCGACUCCGGCGCCGAGGUGGAUGCGAAAGGGGGUGAGUCCGUAGCUACAGCAGCUAUGUGGGCAGCUCAGCGCUGCCACUAUUACAUCGUGAACCUACUUCUGCAGCAUGGCGCAGAUCCUCUAUUGACCGAUAUCCAAGGGUAUAAUAUAUUACAUCUUGCUGCCAUCGACGGGAAUGCGUUUCUCCUCGUCCUCCUCCUACACCAAGAAAUCCCAGUGGACGUGACAGAUCCUCAAGGCCAUACCGGCCUGAUGUGGGCAGCGUACAAGGGCUUUCCGGCAUGCGUGGAUCUCUUUCUACGAUGGGGAGCUAAUGUGAACGCUGUGGACGAAGGGGGAUUGUCACCAUUGCACUGGGCAUUGGUGAAAGGUUCCCCGGCUUGCGUUCAAAAGAUUAUCGAGUACGGGUCGGAUCGAUUUGCAAAGACAAGAGACGGCAAGACGCCAGCAGUAGUGGCAGAUGAAAUGAAGACGACGAACGUGUGGCAUCGGGCUCUAAAUGAAUGUGGUUAUGAUCGGGAGGGGAAUCUUAGAGCUCUACCAUUCGGUCUAACCAACUUUAUACGGACGAAGCAGUUCACGUCGAAAUUUUUCUUCUUCUGGCCCUUUUUUGUUAUCCUUUUGUCUAUUUUCACUCUCAGCAAUAUGGUGAUAUAUGUUGCUGUUCCCACCACCAUCGUGAUUGUUCUUGGCAUGCAGUGGAUUGCACAGCAGGUUGCUAAUCUGGGACCUCCGGAGUACAGGGUGUUGCAACGAACGCCGUUCUUAGCAGGCGUAUUUGCUGGAUCACUAUUUUGGGUGGGCGUCCGCUGGCUGGUCAAGGUCCUCCCAAAUACAUACUCUUCCCAUCCGAUUUUGAACUUUUUCUUUGCGAUAUUUGUCUGCUUGACAGCAUAUUUUUAUGGCAUUUCCAUGCUCGAGGAUCCGGGCUAUGUCCCUAAACUUGGAAGCAGGAACCAACAGAGGAACACUAUAACAGACCUAUUUGAGCUCUGGAAGUUUGACGAAGACAACUUUUGUGUAUACUGUAUGAUUAGAAAGCCUCUACGGAGUAAACAUUGUAGGCGUUGCAAGCGUUGCGUAUCAAAGCAUGACCACCAUUGCCCGUGGAUCGACAAUUGUGUUGGCGCAAAUAACCUGCGCCAUUUUCUUUUGUAUAUCUUCAGCAUGGAAAUUGGCAUUAUCAUAUUUAUACAACUAGUACUGGCACAUAUCGACUCCAUUCCCGCCCCAUCCAACGCCGAAUGUAACAUCCUUUCCUCAUUUCUGUGUAGCAUCGUCACUCGAGAUACUUUUACCAUUGUCCUCACGUUAUGGAUUGGCCUGCAGCUGAUAUGGGUUACCAUGCUCUGUCUUGUCCAGCUAGUCCAGAUCUCCCGGAACCAGACCACGUAUGAAAAUAUGCGGGGCCACACCCUAAACUAUGCCAGCCCAGCGUCGCAAGCCAUAGCAUCCGCCAUUACAACAGGAACCACUUCUGUAGAUAUGAGAGGCCUUUCUGCUACUGGUCAAGGACCGAACCCGGCAAUGCUACCUACGACAACACCACCACAUCGCCGGGCCCCUCUCCACCGGCAUAGCCACGGUUGUUUAGCACAAUGGAAAAAGCUGCUGGGGCUGGAUACCUUCGUGGUCACUGCUCAGGAUGGACUGGAGCGGCGUGGUGGGGGUCGGAAUAGAAAUCCGUUCUCCCGCGGUAUUGUUACGAAUUGCAAAGACUUUUGGUGCGACAGUGCGUCGUAUUUUGGCAAGAGAGAUACAGGGAGCGCGAUGUUGGAUGGCGAGGUUGUAAAUUAUAAUAGCAUGUUCGAUAUGCCGCUCAUGACGAGCUCAAGGAGGAAUCGGACCGGGUCCGGUAUGGUGUAUAGGAGUAUUGCAGGGGGCGAUGCUGUCUAG
This is a messenger RNA of Paracoccidioides brasiliensis Pb18, 2253 nucleotides long. RefSeq lists its product as uncharacterized. Gene Ontology annotation, molecular function: protein binding; palmitoyltransferase activity. The transcript is spliced from 6 exons. Gene Ontology annotation, cellular component: Golgi membrane. Gene Ontology annotation, biological process: protein palmitoylation. The coding region runs from base 1 to 2253 and encodes 750 amino acids. The record is from RefSeq and is a predicted model, not a curated record.